AUGGGGAAGGCUACCAUCGCCGGCAGGGCGCCCCCUGCCCAAGCCCAAGCUCACCUGCUCAAUGUCUGCGGCUGCACUGUCACCAGCCCAGGCAAGGCACCCACGUUUAAGCUUCGACAGGAGGAUGGAGCCAGGAGAGCCCAGGGCUGUCAAUCUACACCUCCAUUUCAAUCUCGAAAUCAACCUGCACCUCCAUCUCCACCUCCACCUCCAUCUCCAUCUCCACCUCCACCUCCACCUCCAUCUCCACGUCCAACUCCACCUCCACCUCCACCUCCAUCUCCACCUCCACCUCCACCUCCAUCUUCAUCUCCAUCUCCACCUCCAGCUCCAGCUCCAUCUCCACCUCCAUCUCCAUCUCCACCUCCACCUCCAUCUCCACCUCCAGCUCCACCUCCUCCACCUCAACCUCCACCUCCAACUCCACCUCAAUCUCCACCUCCACCUCCACCUUCACAUCCAACUCAACCUCCACCUCUACCUCCACCUCCACCUCCAACUUCACCUCCACCUCUACCUCCAUCUCCACCUCCAACUCCACCUCCACAUCCACCUCCACCUCCACCUCCACCUCCAUCUACAACUCCACCUCCACCCCCAUCUCGACCUCCAUCUCCACCUCAACCUCUACCUCCACCUCCAUCUCCACCUCCAUCUCCACCUCCACCUACAGUCCCACCUCCACCUCCACCGCCACCUCCAUUUCCACCUCCAUCUCCACCUCCAUCUCCACCUCCACCUCCACCUCCUCCUCCAACUCCACCUCCACCUCUACCUCCAUCUCCAUCUCCACCUCCACCUCCACCUCCACCUCCACCUCCACCUCCACCUCCACCUCCAACUCCACCUCCACCUCUACCUCCACCUCCACCUCCACCUCCACCUUUAUCUCCACCUCCAUCUCCACCUCCACUUCCAAAUCCACCUCUACCUCCACCUCCAACUCCACUUCCAUCUCCAUCUCCACCUCCACCUCCAUCUCCAUCUCCAUCUCCAUUGCCACCUCCAUUUCCACCUCCACCUCCACUUCCACUUCCACCUCCACCUCCAACUACACCUCCAACUCCACUUCCAUCUCCAUCUGCACCUCCACCUCCACCUCUACCUCCACCUCCAACUCCACCUCCACCUCCACCUCCACCUCCACCUCCACCUCCACCUCCACCUCCAACUCCACCUCCACCUCUACCUCCACCUCCACCUCCACCUCCACCUUUAUCUCCACCUCCAUCUCCACCUCCACUUCCAAAUCCACCUCCACCUCCACCUCCAACUCCACUUCCAUCUCCAUCUCCACCUCCACCUCCAUCUCCAUCUCCAUCUCCAUUGCCACCUCCAUUUCCACCUCCACCUCCACUUCCACUUCCACCUCCACCUCCAACUACACCUCCAACUCCACUUCCAUCUCCAUCUGCACCUCCACCUCCACCUCUACCUCCACCUCCAACUCCACCUCCACCUCCACUUCCACCUCCACCUCCACCUCCUCCACCUCCACCUCCACCUCCAUCUCCACCUCCACCUCCACCUCUAUCUCCACCUCCACCUCCAUCACCACCUCCACCUCCACCUCCACCUCCAACUCCACCUCCACCACUACCUCCACCUCCAUCUUCACCUCCAUCACCACCUCCACCUCCACCUCCAACUCCAACUCCACCUCCAAUUCCACCUCCACCACUAUCUCCACCUCCAUCUUCACCUCCAUCACCACCUCCACCUCCAUUGCUACCUCCAACUUCAUCUACACCUCCACCUCCACCUCCAUCUCCACCUCCACUUCCAAAUCCACCUCCAUCUCCACCUCCACCUCCACCUCCAACUCCACCUGCACCUCAACUGGGUGAGCAGAACUAUGGGAACAGAGACCAGCCCUUACGUCAGCACGUCUACAGAUUUCGUACAGACACUGAUGGGGAUGCUGCCCUGACCCCCACCCCUCCAAGCAGCACUGUGGAGAGGGCAUCCCGCACCCUGAACCCCCAGCCCCAUGCUCCCCUGGGUGGCGUCUACACUAGCCUCUGUUCUCCUUAA
Molecule: messenger RNA, 2034 nt
Organism: Orcinus orca (killer whale)
Lineage: Eukaryota; Metazoa; Chordata; Mammalia; Artiodactyla; Delphinidae
Product: basic proline-rich protein-like
Exons: 9
Coding region: 1-2034 (677 amino acids)
Source: RefSeq, a predicted model, not a curated record